Trematomus bernacchii (emerald rockcod) is the source of this 4348-nucleotide messenger RNA. Its product is annotated as glutamate receptor 4-like. The record is from RefSeq and is a predicted model, not a curated record. Gene Ontology annotation, molecular function: AMPA glutamate receptor activity; transmitter-gated monoatomic ion channel activity involved in regulation of postsynaptic membrane potential. The transcript has 15 exons. Lineage: Eukaryota; Metazoa; Chordata; Actinopteri; Perciformes; Nototheniidae. Gene Ontology annotation, biological process: modulation of chemical synaptic transmission; synaptic transmission, glutamatergic; monoatomic ion transport. Gene Ontology annotation, cellular component: plasma membrane; AMPA glutamate receptor complex; postsynaptic membrane. The coding region runs from base 1 to 2559 and encodes 852 amino acids.
AUGGAGCAGCUUCAGAGGAAGUGUUUGGUUUUGAUCUGUGUUUACCGUAUUCAGCGUUUCCCCCUGAAAGGAUGUAAAGUGGUAAUCAGAGUUUGCUCCCAGUACUCCCGCGGUGUCUUCGCCAUCUUCGGCCUGUAUGAUAAGCGCUCGGUCCACACGUUGACGUCGUUCUGCAGCGCCCUGCACAUCUCCCUCAUCACGCCCAGCUUCCCCACGGAGGGCGAGAGUCAGUUCACUCUGCAGCUGAGACCCUCGAUCCGCGGGGCGCUGCUGUCGCUGCUCGACCACUACGACUGGAACAAGUUCGUCUUCCUGUACGACACCGACCGGGGAUACGCCAUCUUGCAGUCCAUCAUGGAGAAGGCGGGACAAAACAACUGGCAGGUCAGCGCCAUCUGCGUGGAAAGCUUCAACGACGCGAGUUACCGCCGGCUGCUGGAGGAUCUGGACCGGAGGCAUGAGAAGAAGUUUGUGAUCGACCUCGAGGCCGAGCGGCUGCAGAACAUGCUGGAACAGAUCGUCAGCGUGGGGAAACAUGUCAAAGGCUACCAUUACAUCAUGGCCAACCUGGGUUUUAAGGACAUUAAUCUGGAGCGUUUUAUGCACGGCGGAGCGAACGUGACGGGCUUCCAGCUGGUGGACUUCAGUAACCCCAUGGUCAUAAAGCUGAUGCAGCGCUGGAACAAACUGGACCAGAGGGAGUACCCCGGCUCCGACGCCCCCCCCAAGUACACGUCAGCGCUGACCUAUGACGGGGUGAUGGUGAUGGCCGAGGCGUUCAGGAAUCUCCGCCGGCAGAAAGUAGAUAUUUCCAGACGGGGAAACGCUGGCGAUUGUCUCGCUAACCCCGCCGCCCCGUGGAACCAAGGAAUCGAUAUGGAGCGCACCCUCAAACAGGUCCGGCUGCAGGGAUUAACAGGUAAUGUCCAGUUUGACCACUAUGGCCGCAGGGUCAACUACACAAUGGACGUGUUUGAGCUGAAGAAUAAUGGACCGCGACGGAUCGGCUACUGGAACGAUGCCGACAAACUGGUUCUGAUCCAGGACUCUCCGCUGCAUCCUAACGACACGUCUGGCAUCGAAAACCGAACCGUUGUAGUGACCACCAUCAUGGAGGGUCCCUACGUGAUGCUGAAGAAGAACUGGGAGAUGUACGAGGGCAACGACCAGUACGAGGGUUACUGCGUGGACCUGGCCUCGGAGAUCGCCAAACACAUCGGCAUCCGAUACAAGAUCUCCAUCGUUCCUGACGGGAAGUACGGAGCCAGGGACCCGGAGACGAAGAUCUGGAAUGGGAUGGUCGGGGAGCUGGUGUACGGGAAAGCGGAAAUCGCUGUGGCCCCAUUGACAAUCACGUUGGUCCGGGAGGAGGUGAUCGACUUCUCGAAGCCCUUCAUGUCGUUGGGUAUCUCCAUCAUGAUCAAGAAGCCCCAGAAAUCCAAACCGGGGGUGUUCUCCUUCCUGGACCCGUUGGCCUACGAGAUCUGGAUGUGCAUCGUGUUCGCCUACAUCGGCGUGAGCGUGGUGCUCUUCCUGGUCAGCCGCUUCAGCCCGUACGAGUGGCACACCGAGGAGCCCGAGGAGGGCACCGACGGUCCGCCCAGCGACCAGCCCCCCAAUGAGUUUGGCAUCUUUAACUCUCUCUGGUUCUCCCUGGGAGCCUUCAUGCAGCAGGGCUGUGACAUCUCCCCCAGGUCCUUAUCUGGUCGUAUCGUGGGGGGAGUCUGGUGGUUCUUCACCCUCAUCAUCAUAUCUUCUUACACCGCUAAUUUGGCUGCUUUCCUCACCGUUGAGAGGAUGGUUUCUCCCAUCGAGAGCGCCGAGGAUCUGGCCAAACAGACGGACAUCGCUUACGGGACUCUGGACUCGGGAUCGACCAAAGAGUUCUUCAGGCGGUCGAAAAUCGCCGUCUACGAGAAGAUGUGGGGCUACAUGAAGUCUGCCGAGCCCACCGUGUUCACGAAGACGACCGGAGAGGGAGUGGUUCGCGUCCGAAAGUCUAAAGGGAAAUACGCCUUUCUGCUGGAGUCCACGAUGAACGAGUACACGGAACAAAGGAAGCCCUGCGACACGAUGAAAGUGGGAGGGAACCUCGACUCCAAAGGAUACGGAGUAGCAACGCCGAAGGGUUCACAGUUAAGAAGCGCAGUUAACCUGGCAGUGUUAAAACUCAAUGAGCAAGGCCUGUUGGACAAAUUGAAAAACAAGUGGUGGUACGACAAAGGAGAGUGUGGCAGCGGAGGCGGUGGCGAGAAGGACAAGUCGUCCCAGGCUCUCAGUCUGAGCAACGUGGCGGGGGUCUUCUACAUCCUGGUGGGGGGUCUGGGCCUCGCCAUGCUGGUGGCGCUCAUCGAGUUCUGCUACAAGUCCCGCAACGAGGCCAAGAGAAUGAAGCUGACCUUCACAGAGGCCAUGAGGAAUAAAGCCCGUAUGUCCAUCACAGGAAGUGUCGGGGAGAACGGACGGGUUUUGACGCCCGACUGUCCGAAAGCCGUCCACACGGGACCUCCGAUCCGCCAGAGCUCCGGCCUCGCCCUCGUCUCCUCCGAACUCCCGUGAAAACCAAAAACCUCUCAAGUGCCUUAAAUCCUGAAACCAGAAAAAAAAAAUAACAAUAAUCACACCGCCAACGAAAACUACCAGAAACUUCUUCACUACCAAGAGAACCGGAAACGAGGGCGAGACGGAUCCGGGAAGUUAGAGGACAAACGAACGAUGAUUUUUUUUUUCUCGGAAAUCUACGGAAACCAGAAGCAGAACAAUCUAGAUUUUCUUUUUUUCUUUUUCGGGGAUGUUUGAAUCAAAAAGGAAAUCCAAUGGGAAUCCAAUGAGAAUCCAAUGGAGCCAUUCCCUGGUGAAGAGGAGCAGACGAGGAGGAAUAAUAUCAUGAAAUAUGAUAAAGACCAGAAAACUGUAAACUUGAAAAGUCUUUUUUUGGGAUUGCUGUGAAUCGGGAAUAUAAAAAAAAAAAACUGAACUUACAAUCAAGAUUGUUUUCAAAACAGAAUUUGCUCCACGGACUCGAGCAGAACUAGAUAUCAACACCGGGAGGACAGUAGCCCCGGUGAGGAGAAGAAUAAACACAUUUGUACUCAUAAUAACACAAAUCUAAUGAUAUUGAAUAUGUGAGCAAACAUAGGAGAAACUGUGAAGAUAAGUAAAUAUGUAUAUUCAGUGGAAAAAAUACUUUAGCUGUACAUAGAGACGACUGUGUAACAUGCUUGCUUUUUAAACAGAUGUACAUAGCAGUAGUGGACAGACGGACAGUGGUUUUUUUGUAAAAUCAUCUUUAAAUAAGAUUUUAUUAAUCGCAAUAAUGAAAAACAUGAUGAAGGAGUUAAAGUGUUAUGUGUUAUUGUAUUCUCUAAAUGUGAAAAGGGGGUAUCGACUGCCCAGAUACUCUGAUACCCAGAUUCAUUAAUAUAUUCAACGAUGAAUGUUAAAGUAGCUCCACCCCCAACCCUUAAAAACAGAAAACCCCCUCACUGUGUAGACCCAGAGAGACGCUUAUUAUGAGUAUUUAUAAACUUUCUGCCGUCAGAAUAUAACUAUUUUUCUCAUUCUUUGAUCUAUUUUUUGUACCGAGGAACUAAAGUGUCUGUCUCCUGGUUUUAAAUGUCCAAUAUGGGUGUAGAUCUUCAUAGAUGUGUGUGUGAGGCGAAAACUAUGAAGGGAAGAUGAUAAAAAAAAAGGCCCAUUUGUUUCUCAAUAUGUUAUUUCAAGUGUCUGUUUCCAGAGAAAGCUACUGGUUGUUUGUUGAUAAUAAAGUUAUUCCUUUAUUGAAACACUGUGGAUUGUGGGAGGCUGGACACACCGUAGCAGACAGUCCUUCCCACUGAAGUGUCCUCAUCUCUUUUUGUUUUUGGGACAAUCUGCAAUAGGAUACAAGAAGCCACAUCAGCAGCCGGCGACGAACAUGACGUCGUUUCUAGAUGUUUUCCGUUUGAAUCCCAAAAGGCAGGAGGAAACUGUUGGAGAUAUUUCAGGUCAUGCCUUUGUUUGUCCUGCCAUCCGUCUGUUUAGAGCUGAAGAGUAAUAUGCCAUCCGUCUGUUUAGAGCUGAAGAGUAAUAUGCCAUCCGUCUGUUUCGAGCUGAAGAGUAAUAUGCCAUCCGUCUGUUUCGAGCUGAAGAGUAAUAUGCCAUCCGUCUGUUUCGAGCUGAAGAGUAACAUGGCGUCUUCUUUUGAGGUUUUAAUUGUACAUCUUUAUUUUGAUCUUUUUUAAGUAAAAAAAACAAAUUUCAAAAUGCGUGUUAGUGUCGUCUUUUAAUGGAAGUUAAGUUUCUUCAAAUGUUUUCAGCACACGAUACAAUAUACUACGUUUUCUGACAUAUUGUCACGUGACUUUUU